AUGGACGCCCCCGUCCUAGAAAUCCUCUCCUACACCACCCGCACGUACGGCCCCGACCACUGGGAGGCCCACCGGAACCCCAUGACGGACGACGUCUACUACUACGACCGCGAGCACCGCAUCCUCACCACGGACGACAUCCGCGACGACGCCACCCGCUACGAGGUCCGCCUCGCCCGCCACAUGGCCGAGCGCGACCUCCUCUCCCGCCAGCCACCCUUUCGCAUCGCGCACGACCCCGAGUGGGACGUCGUCGUACUCGAGGGCAAGCCCCGCGUGCUGCUCUCGUGGGCGCAGGCGGAGCGCUGGGAUUUUCUACCCGAGAACGAGCCCGCGCGGCUGUGGCAGGUCGUCAGGCAGAUGUCGAUCGUCGACUUUUGGACGAUUGUGGCGCGGUUCCCUUUCCACCGUGAUCUGCCUGAUAAUGCUGAAGUGACGCUCGCAAAUGGGGUCGCACAGGGGUGGCACCAAGCCAAGAAGGUCCUGCAGAACACCGAGAACGCUGGUCUCUACCAGCACUACAGCGCGAUUUGUCAAUCCCCCGACUACGCCCCCAACACCCCCGAGUGGGUGCAGAAGAAGAACAUCAAGGCGUACUGUGUGUCGAAGCUCAUGAUCGACUGGGUUCGUAAUCGCCAGACUGCUGGGCUGUGA
This is a messenger RNA of Schizophyllum commune H4-8, 654 nucleotides long. RefSeq lists its product as uncharacterized. The transcript has 3 exons. The record is from RefSeq and is a predicted model, not a curated record. NCBI's taxonomy places the organism in Eukaryota, Fungi, Basidiomycota, Agaricomycetes, Agaricales, Schizophyllaceae. Bases 1 to 654 code for a protein of 217 amino acids.